This is a messenger RNA of Closterium sp. Naga37s-1, 703 nucleotides long. NCBI's taxonomy places the organism in Eukaryota, Viridiplantae, Streptophyta, Zygnematophyceae, Desmidiales, Closteriaceae. The record is from the annotation of a GenBank genome assembly.
CGGGAGAGUGGGGCAAGCUGACCAGCGAGCUAUGUAAGGCCUAUCUGCGGUAUUACGGUUUAAGGCUGAGCGACUCGAAGGCGGACCUGAUCAGUCGCAUUCAGAGACAUUACGAGCUCAAGGACUUCCAAUCAGCCAAGCGCCAGUACCCUCGUGCAUCCUUCUUCAUCAAUUGCACAGGUGACGUCUGCAGAAACGACGUUGUUCUAUUUAACCAACGAAUAUCCACAAGAUCAGUCUCAACGCAUGAGAGGAAGGCAACGCAUGGAGGGUAUCGGUUGGUGGCAGGGAGAGUGGUCAGUGAAAGCUACGGUGUCAAGAAGCAGCAGCACACGUUCACUGUGGAGGUUAUUUGGACCUCCGGUGCACAUGCACUGGCUCCAAUGACGCAGCUACUUGUAAAGGGGAGAGUACUGUACAGACAUAAAACAUUUCGACAGAAAUGGCCCAAUGAGGCGGAGCGUGUGGCUGCCAUUGCAGAGAAGCAUGCGAGGGGAGACGAGGCCCGCAGCAUGCGGGAGAAGCGGCUCGCAAGCAAAUCCUGUAGAAACGGGAGACGGCUGGAGAAGGCAUUAACUGGGAAGCGCCGGGAGAGACCAUCAAUUCGAGAGAAGUUAGCGAAGACGACUAGUACAAGACGGGGAUCCCAUGGCCGGUCAACUCAUCCCAGCAGGGGUAGAAAACGCCCUCGGUGUGAAAACAG